AUGGAGACUCCGCCGUCGAAGUCAAUUGCCAAAGUCUUCCUCAGCAGCAUUCUGGUGCGUCUCAUUUCGUUCUGCGUUCUGGUUUUAGUUGCUCGGUUUGCUUUCAUCCUCGCCAUCAAGGCUCGGUCGUGUUAUUCCCCGGACUUCUCCUUCUUCCCACAGUCUCUCAAUUCCGCCGCCGACCGCCGUCGUCUGUACUACUACACCUCUGUUUUCCAAGGUCUCGUUACGGAAGGCAUCCUCUCGACGAAUUCCAAUUCUCUCUGCAUCGAAACUCAGUCCGCCGACGAGGUCGGCGCCUUGAGAGAAAUCGGCGUCGUCAAUUCAAUCGGAAUUUCUUCCAAGAAAUUGUCCUCCCAAGGAACUCGAUACGCUGAUUUGUUCAAUCAGCCAUUCAAGAACGAUACCUUUGAUUUUGAGUUCUCCGGCGCCGCCGGUCUCGACCGGACACGGAAACCGGUUCAAUUCGCUCGGGAAGUCUCCAGAACCCUAAAACCGGGCGGAUUCUUCGUCGUGCACACGAAAUCGUUUAGGGACAAAUACAGACUCCAGUCCUUACUUCGAUUGCUCGGAAAAUUCAAGCUGAUUAAGUUCCGUGAAAUUGGGGGUUUAGAUCAUUUACCUCUUCACGAACUCGUACUCAGGAAGAAGAAUCGAGCUUCUGAUCGUGAAGGAUCUGCAGGUUCUGUGAAAGGUAAGAGUGGACGCAAAUGUUCUGUCCCUCGCUACAAGCUUGAUUUGAUUAGGAAUGCAGAGCCAUUGAUUGAAGAAGAGCCAUUGAAGCCAUGGAUCACGUUGAGUAGGAACAUUAAGAACGUGAGGUAUCUUCCUACAAUGGCUGACAUAAGCUUCAAAAACAGGUAUAUAUACAUCGAUGUUGGAACACGAGGCGAUGGCGCCAGCAUUCGCAGUUGGUUCGAGAAGCUCUAUCCGAAACAAGAUAAACAGUUCGAAAUGUAUGUGAUUGGGAGGGCAGUCAUGGAUGCAGCAUUUUCUGAUGAACGCUACGGGAAGAAAGGCUUCACCGUGUUGCCGAAUUCUGCUUGGAUUAGAAACGAGACAUUGUUUUUUGAAAUUAGCCGGGAGCAGAGUAGGAAGAACGACGAAAAAGAUAUAGGGAUGGGGAGGACUCAGUCUGUUCAACCUUCCAGUAAUUUCAUGGCAGACACGAACAAGAUCCGAGGAUUCGAUUUCGCAAUGUGGUUGAAGAGCACGGUAGGGCAGAUGGAUUAUGUGGUGGUGAAGAUGGAUGUGGAAGGGAUCGAGUUCCAGUUAAUCCCGAGACUCAUCGAGACAGAAGCUAUCUGCUUGAUCGACGAGAUGUUCCUCGUUUGCCAUUACAAUCGAUGGCGUGGAUGCUGCCCAGGAAGGAGACGCCAGAAGUAUCGAAAGACGUAUGCUCAGUGUUUGGAGCUCUUCUCCUCCCUUCGACAGAGGGGAGUUCUCGCGCAUCAAUGGGUGCAUACAUAUUGUGAAUACACCAAAUUCUGAUACUAAUCGUUCUCGAAGAACGCCGACAGGUUCCUUCUCCGUCGAGCAAGGUAGCUUUCUGUGAUCUUUUAGUUUGUUAAAUUGCUGCUUAGUUUUCUCUAGCUUUGGAAACUCACAAUGGCUAUCUUAUAACAUCUGCUGGUUAAAUUUUUCAGCAAAAUGGCUAUGAAAACAGUAAAAUUGCUCCCUGUUUGUGUUUCUGCAGAGUAUUUAGUUAGAAGUUUUGGUAACAUUGUUUGAUUUGUGAUCACAUUUUGAAGUGCUUCUAGAAGAAUCUGCAGUCACAAUUAC
Andrographis paniculata is the source of this 1782-nucleotide messenger RNA. RefSeq lists its product as uncharacterized. The record is from RefSeq and is a predicted model, not a curated record. Gene Ontology annotation, molecular function: S-adenosylmethionine-dependent methyltransferase activity. NCBI's taxonomy places the organism in Eukaryota, Viridiplantae, Streptophyta, Magnoliopsida, Lamiales, Acanthaceae. Bases 1 to 1491 code for a protein of 496 amino acids. The transcript has 2 exons.